CACGCUAUUCACGCUAUUUCAAAUGUGGCUCGCAACAUGAGACCUCGGGUGCAGCUGCAUAAAUGCAAAGCUGGUUUGCGACCAGACCCAAGCGACAAUUGAUGUGCGCAGUUGCAGAGGUCUAAUCUGCGCUUAAGAGUUGGGGGGCCUCCCCAAAGCUUCAGGCCCGUGUCAGAGGUGGGCCUCAGCCGCGGUGGUAGAGCAAGGCUCACUCACUUCCCCCACUUUACUGUCACUCUUUUGUCACCUCAGAAUCAUGCAAACAGGAAACACUUCAUAUUUUCAGUUGAAGCACUGUGUGGCAACUUCCUCAUCUGCAAAACGGAGCAGUCAAAUGUUUCAGCAAACUGGCAAAACUGAACUGUUACGUUGUUUUUAACUGAGUUUGAGCUCUUGUUUAAAAAAAAGCAGGCAGGCAAGAGAGAGAAUGUAAAGGAAUGCAUUUCAGUCGAAGGUGCACGGUUGUUUUGUGAGAGGUUGCCACUAAGAAGUGUUUGCUGAUUGUUCAAACCGAAUCUCAAUGGAGAACAAAAAGAGACAGAGGCCUCGCAAGGACCAGGAACUAGCUAGUCGUGUGAGGCAAGCACCUCUAAUAUCUUCCUUGCCGGCCAAGCUGAAGUCCCAGCCCUCCUCGCCACAGUCUCGCUGCUCCUCCCCCUCCGUCCCCUCCAGCAAGCUCAUCUCGCCCUCUCAGAAGCACAGCAAGAAGGCCCUUAAGCAGGCACUGAAGCAACAGCAGCAGCGGAACCAGCGGAGGCAGUGUGUGAUGUCGCCCGGCUCCAGCCCCCGCCUCCUUCUCAAGACCACCGUGAAGGGUCUGUCCGACAGUGCCGCCGACGCCAAGCCAGGUAGCACAGAUUACCCACAAUCCAUCUCUCCAGCCCACUCCGCCAUCACCACCACCUACCCACGCUUACGCUCAUCAUCCGUCGCCAGCAAAGCAGCAGCCUGGGAACUGAAGCAAGUGGAGCGGCCCCCCGCCAGCCCCCAGAACUCCAGCUCCUCGUCUUCCUCCUCCUCGGCCAAAGCUGACUGCCCCCCUGCCGGCCGCAAGCUCUCCCAGCGCUCCAGCCGCCUCAGUGCACGUCAGCUGAAGCGCAGCCGAUGUGAGAUUGACGUGGAGACGCCAGACUCCAUCCUGGUCAACACCAACCUGCGCGCGCUCAUCAACAAGCACAACUUCUCCGCCCUGCCGUACGACUGCCAGCUCAAGCUACUCCAACUGCUGCCCGAGGUGGACCAGCAGGCUUGCAUGGACGGCCCUAUGCUGAAGGUCACCAGCUCUGCCUUAAACAACGAGUUCUUCACCUCCGCAGCACAGUCCUGGAAAGAGCGACUCUCUGAAGGUGAGUUCACCCCGGAGCUGAGGCUGAGGAUGAGGCAGGAAUUCGAGAAGGAGAAGAAGGUGGAGGUGUGGAAGGAGCGCUUCUUCGAGAGCUACUACGGAGAGAAUUCGGGUUUGAGUCUAGAAGAAGCGCAUGAGCUUCUCGCAGCUGCUAGCGAGCCCCAGCCCAAGGCACCUGUUCAACAGCCUGCAGAGCCUCCCUGCAAACCAGCAGUAACAGCGCCGGUCACCAGAAGCACUCGAGAGCAGAGGCAGGACCUGCAGAGGCAAGCGUCUCGAACAGAAGGCGAAUUGGCAGCGACGACGGAAAAGCCGCCGCUCAGCCAGACGGUGGUCUCCAGCAGCGUAGUACGGCGGUCAGAGGGCCCAGUCCUGAGAGGGGCGGCGAAGGCUGCCCUUGCAUCGCAACACACCCCGACGCCCCCCACACCCUCACUCCCUCCUCAAAAGGCAGAGGUUAGCCAUCCAGAGUCGUCCAGGGAUGCUUCCGCUUCCACACCAGAGGCCACCGCUGCUCUCGUGUCCGGCCCAGAGGAGGUAGCUCCGGCUCCAGCUCCAGGCCAGCCGGGAGGACCCCCUCCUCCAGCUCCAGCUCCACCCCCUACGCCUGCCACCGUCUCACCUGCCUCCCCAGUCGCCACCAUCACCACUCCUCCUCCCCCUCCCCCUGUCACUGCUACUGCUGACGCCCCUGUCACUACUGCUGCUGUUGCUGCUGCUGCUGCUGCUGCUGCUGCUAUUACUACGGCAACCCUCUCGGGAACUACUACACGAAGAGAUGCCCAGAAAGCCCCGUCGUCGUUGAGUAAGGGCGGUCCUGGAGACGCAGCAGGGGCUGCUGCUUUGGAGAGUGGUGUGGUGGUCUCUCCUGCUCCUUCUUCGUCCUCCUCUCCCCACCACGAGGUGCCGCUGCUAAAGAGGAAAGCCUCCUCCAUCCAGCAGGAGGCAGAGGCGAGCCCGGAGAGGAAGAAGAAGAAGCCUUGUCUGGCUCAGCCGCCAGGAACCACCACCACAGCGAUCACAGCACUGUCCCCAUCACCAUCACCAUCGACCACACCUACACCCACACCCACACCGACACCCCCUCCCCCCACAACCACCACCACCUGCUCGCCCUCACUGCCCUCUCCAGCAUCGUCACCACCUGCAGUCACUCCAACUAAAGAGCAGAGGGUACCGCCUCUCAUUAUCCCUGUGUCUCGCAUCAUGGCUGCAGCAGGGGCGGCGACCUCUCCCUCUCCCUCCCCGUCCCCGCGCGCCGUCUCCCCCCGGGCCCCGCUGGUGGUGGCCCCUCCCCGCUCCGGCCGCUCGGGGGCGCGGACGCUGGCCGACAUCAAGGCCAAAGCGCAGCAGGCCCGGGCCAAGAGGGCAGCGGCGGCGGCUGCGGCGGGCACCUCCCCGCGCGGCACUGUGCCAGGGCCCGGGCCCGGGGGAGGUGGUAGUGGCCCCCCCACCCCCACGUCGCUGUCCAGCGGGAGCGAAACGCCCUCCCCGGUGAAGCUCAGCUCGCCCGUCUCCUCGCCUCCCCCAGGAGCAGGCCGCCUCUUGCACGCACACCCCUCUUCCUCCUCCUCCACCGCCAUGGACCUCAGAACCAAUCAGACGCUCCACCACCACCACCACCACCCGCACGCCCUCUUCAGGCCCUCCCUGCUCCCACAACAGCCUCAGAGACCUCCUGCUGCGCUGACUGGCCCCCCUGUGGUGGGAUCCCCCCCCUCGCUGUUGUCCGGCCCCCUCGCGUUCGGCACAAAGUCCAGCUCUUCCUCCUCCGCCUCCUGCUCCUCCUCCAUCCCCGCCAACAACCCGCUGGUCACGCAGCUGCUGCAGGGCAAGGAGAUCCCCCUGGAGAAGAUCCUGCCCAAGCCCCUGGCACGGCCAGAGCACCCCCACACUCACCCCCACACUCACCUGCACCCACCUGUUGCCUCCAGCGAGGAGCCCACCGGCCGAACUCGCCAGCAGGGGGCGUCUCACGGGCACCCAGCGCCCCUCAAGCCUGGAGGACACCGGGGCGACCAGCACCAACAUCAGCAGCCCUCUCCUCAUCAGCAUCACCCCCACCCCCACCAUCACCACCACCACCACCACCCAGCGCCACCACCCAGAGACACCCUGGACAGGGACACCCUGACCCAGGAGCAGAUCCUCCAGGCCUUCAUGCAGCGGGGGGGGCAGCCAUACGCUGCAGCAGCCUCCUCCCAGCAGCAGGACACCCGAUCUCUGGCCGCCGCCUCCUCGCUGCAAGGCCCUCCCCUCGCCCCGCCCCCAGGCAGUGUGCAGCACCAGGAGCCGAGCUUCUUCCCCACGGGUCUCCUUCUGGGCCGCAAGCGCAGCACGCGCCCGCCGGCCGUGACGGGCCACUACCUGCUCAACGUGUCCACAUACGGCCGCUCGGACGCCGGCAAGCGCACCACCGCCGCACUGCAACACCCGUCCUCCGUGGCCGUGCCGCCGCUGCAAGUGAGCCUGAAGAGGGAGAGCCCGGACACGGCCAGCGGAGGAGGCGCAGGGGGGGAGCAGAGGCGGCUGAAAGAGGAGGAGCCUGAUGAGAGGAGGCCAGUGACGGAGGAACAGCAGGGGGCAAAGAGGGUGAAGACUGAGGAAGAGGAGGAGAGGUGCUCGUGGGUCAAGCAGGAGGCGGGGCUGGACAGCCAGAGUGGGGAGAUGAUGCAGAUGGAUGGCAGCACAGGCCACAGAGGCGGGGGCGGGAGUGGUGGUGGAUCAGAGGUGGGUGGCGACGGCCAGGCGUUGGGCCCCUGCUACGGCGGCACCAUCAGCAUGUCCGUCCCGGCCGCCCUGAACCACCACCACGCCGCUACCGUCGGCUCCGCGCCGUCCUCCGCUCAGACGCCCGCCGACACUGACCCUGACGCGGGGAACAGCGGCGGCGGCGUCAUGUCCUUCUCCGUCACUGUGACCACCAUCCCCGCCGGCCACCACCACCACCACCACCAUCACCACCACGCGGGGGGCGGCGACGCUGGGGGGGGCGGCGACGAGUCCCCCGAGCAUGCUGCCUUCAUGGAGGGGGCGGGAAGCAUGGCGGCUACCAUGGAGGAGGUGCAGUCCAAGUGCUACUGCCGCCUCAAGGCCAUGAUCAUGUGCAAAGGCUGCGGGGCCUUCUGCCACGACGACUGCAUCGGGCCCUCCAAGCUCUGCGUGUCCUGUCUGGUGGUGCGAUGACACGUGACGACGGCCGUGCGUGCAGGGCAGGGGGUUCAUUUCUUGAAACCAUAGUUGCUAACUACGUUGGCUACUCUGUUGUUUGCAACUCAAUUUCCCAUUGACAACUACCCAAGUUGCAAACUGCUAACAACUACGCUUUCGAGAAGCACACCCCAGGGCAGUGCUGCUGCAGCAAACGGGACUAUUCAGAAGAUGACUGACUGACUCCCUAAUACUCUUUUUCUGACGUUGUCUCUGUCUCCCUCUAUCUCUACUGUGUGUGCGUUUGUGUGUGUGUGUGUGUGUGUGUGUGUGUGUGUGUGUGUGUGUGUGUGUGUGUGUGUGUGUGUGUGUGUGUGUGUGUGUGUUUGUGUUUAGGAAGCCCUAAUACAGGAAUGGUCUCCUAAGGGGGGUGAGGUUACUCACCUCAGCCAUUAGUGGGAAAUCAAAGAAGCACCUUGACUUUCAAAAGUGAAAAAAAAAACACACAAGGCACGACUUUUGAGUAGUGGCAAUAUUUUCUAACUCGGGUGUUUUCGUUUAGUUUUCAAUGUUUUACGUAGUAUGGAGGCAAAGGUAUGUUUUAUGUUCUAUGUUCUGUUGCUAACUAGACACCUCUGAAAAAUAAAACAGGUUAUGGAUAUUUUUGUAGAACCUAAAGGGCAAUUCGGAAUGAUCCUGUGACCUUUUUUUAGCCACUGGGUAAGCUCACCUGCAGAGGGUGGGUGUGUUGAAUCCCUGACUGUGUGUGCUCUUCUCUCUCUCUCUCUCUCUCUCUCUCUCUCUCUCUCUCUCUCUCUCUCUCUCUCUCUCUCUCUCUCUCUCUCUCUCUCUCUCUCUCAUCUCUGCUGUAGUCUUCUCCUGGGGCAUAUUCUUCCUUUCUUACUUGGGUAUGUUGGUGGCAAAUCUAGUGAUACGUAUAUAUUAGUAACCUAUGGCUCCCCUAUUUCAUGGUUCACACCUCAUAGGGGGUUAAAGUAGCUGGGAUAGGUCACUAAAAAGCAUCUUUUUAGAAUAUGCUCGCCACGUACUUCUUCUCCAGAGCCACUUGUGUGUAAAAGGGCUACCCAUGAGUGUGUGGGUUGUGUGAGCUGACA
Messenger RNA from Engraulis encrasicolus (European anchovy), 5610 nucleotides. It is a transcript of the gene asxl2, whose product is annotated as ASXL transcriptional regulator 2. Bases 521 to 4531 code for a protein of 1336 amino acids. Gene Ontology annotation, cellular component: PR-DUB complex. Gene Ontology annotation, biological process: animal organ morphogenesis; positive regulation of transcription by RNA polymerase II. Gene Ontology annotation, molecular function: peroxisome proliferator activated receptor binding; chromatin binding; DNA binding. The record is from RefSeq and is a predicted model, not a curated record. The transcript has 9 exons. NCBI's taxonomy places the organism in Eukaryota, Metazoa, Chordata, Actinopteri, Clupeiformes, Engraulidae.